AAUGAAUGGGGUUGUUAGAUAGGGGAAGUAAUACUAAUUUGUUUAUUAUUAAGUGAUAUUGAUUUGUUAUCUACUUAAAAAAAUUUGAGUGCAAAGUUUAAUGUGAAAUAUAUUGUUAAUUUGAUAUUGAUAUAUGAGGAUGAUAAAACCUAUUUUAAAUAAUAGGAGAUAAUAAUAUAUAGAUAGAGAUGA
This is a messenger RNA of Paramecium sonneborni, 192 nucleotides long. Lineage: Eukaryota; Ciliophora; Oligohymenophorea; Peniculida; Parameciidae. The record is from the annotation of a GenBank genome assembly.